Messenger RNA from Leptopilina boulardi, 816 nucleotides. RefSeq lists its product as uncharacterized. The record is from RefSeq and is a predicted model, not a curated record. Bases 284 to 778 code for a protein of 164 amino acids. NCBI's taxonomy places the organism in Eukaryota, Metazoa, Arthropoda, Insecta, Hymenoptera, Figitidae. The transcript is spliced from 2 exons.
AUGUUUUAUGUAAUUUGUGUUCAUUAAUUUUUAAUAAAACAUUUUCAAAAAACGAAUUUGAAAUCGUGCGAGAACUAGACAGUCGUCGUCAAGGAGUGUUGGUGCGCGUUUUGUCCUUAGAACAAAAAAAAAACAUUUUAUCCAGUGACUCUCUUUUUAGAUUAUAUGGUUACCAUGUCGAUAUAUAUUAGUUAAUAUAAGCUGUUUAUUGUUCCCUAUUUUUUUUUUAGUUUCCAUAAAACACAGAAGGUCGGCUCGUCCUAACCCAAAAACUUUGGCAAGGAUGUUCUUCAUCAUAAAUGAAAUGAGUCGUCUUCUGAAUUUGGCCGAAAGCAUCAAAAAUUAUUUGGAUGCUCCAACAUCUCAUAAAGUUAUUCAAAAAAGGCGUGGACGUCCUAAGAAAAGGAUUUGUAUUAAGGCUCCGUCAACAUCACAAAAUGUACCGUUCUUGAGUGCAGAGGUGGAGGAAUAUAAUGACGUAUUAGUUUGUGUUAAGAGGCAUUCAGAUGAAUUAAAUAAUAUUGUCACGCAAUUAGUGUCUGAUGAGAAUCCGAAUCCUCGAGCCUGCACUCAUAUCUCAAAUCCUUCGAUGUCCAUUUGUCAAGGCUAUCCAAAUAGUGAUCAUCAGUUUUGCGGUUGUGGAAUGUAUCUAGCUGGAGAUGCAGAGUGUAUAUGUCGCAAAGGAUUGAAUUACCAUCCUUCUCCGUUGUUAAACAUUGACCAAGAAUCGGAGCCUGGUUCUAGUCGUGACUAUGAAGAAAUUGAUGUCGAAAUUUAAUACUGUCUUCUUCCUUUUGUUUUCUUUUCUUUUGUCAU